AGUCAGUUGUCAAUUUAUCGGUAGGAAAUUGUUACAAAUUUUUGGCUGAAAACUAAAUUUUAUAAAAUGUAUACUGUGUCUAAAGGACCAAGCAAGAUUGUUGCAAAAACUCGCAGAGGACUUGCACAGAAUUUAGAAAGACUCGAUAGUCGAAAGGAUCAUAACAGAAAGUCUUCGGAUUCAGACAAUGGAGAGAUUAUAGCAAUGCCAAAACCUGUUUUUCAUUCCAAUGGUAAAAAGACUGUACACCAAAAAGUACAAUACAAUGUGAUAACACCACAACAUGAAGAAAUGAUAAAAUAUAUCAGUGAAACCUGGACACAAACAGCCAAUGCGGACAGUGAACCAUCAACACCUACAAGUACAAUAGGAUCAGGCAGCUCAUCGCCUGCGCCCCCCUCAAGUCUAUACUAUCAAGAUGAAGCACCGAGUCCAGUGCUUCACGACUUCAAACCCUUCGACCUGGAGACGUGGUGGGGCAAGCGGCUGUUCCACAACAUCACCAGCUCUCUCUGAGAGCGGAGACCAGCGUACCGCAGGUCGGGCACAUGAAACAACAACUCACAAUCAAUUGCAGUUUACUAAAUUGUGAUAUUACAUAAUAGAUUAUAUUUUUGUGAUGUAAUUUUAUUGGGCAUGAUGAUAGUCUACACUCUACAUGUUCUGAUCAUAUCAAUAUUAUCCAAUUUUGUAUUAAUGCAUAGAUAGCCAUUGGCGAUUUUGUGUGCUAUUGGGGAGUUUUAUUCACAAGCAGGUUGACUGUUGUCAUAACAUUUCUUUUGGGGUUAAUAAAUAAGUUAAUGAUAACAAAACUGGCAUGUCAUAUUAUCAUGACUGCAGGAAUUCAAUGCAAUAGCCACAGUGUAAAAUAGUGCAGAGUAUGCAAGCCUAAAUGUAAGUCAAUCACCAUGCAUUUGUAUAUUUUAUACUGUUAACAGUUAAAACAAAUUCCCUGUUAGUACAAUGGGCAUAAUUUAAGUCAUCAACAGUAAUAUUUUAACCUUUUUGCUUUUAAUUGUCAUUUUAUAUUAAAAAAUAAUUUAUUUUAAAAACUUCUGAUAUACAAUAAAAUAAUGUCCUCUAUAUACAAUUCUGUAAAUAUAUUUUUAAUUUAGUAAUCUCCAAUUGAUUGUGGAUCUCAGUAGGUAACAGUUACAAUAAGAUUAAGCUCAAUAUGUAUUGCAAUUCAAACUAUACACUAUACAGCAUGUAUCUGCCUGACGCUAGUUUGCUGUACAACAAAUCGGUGCAUUUGCCAAAAAUUUGGUAGUAAGAUAAGCCUAGAGAUUUAACUACGUUAUUUUUCAAAUUCAAUAUAAAACCUAUGAAAAAUUAAAUUAAAUUUAAACAAUUUUCAAAGCUGGCAAGAGUUUCAUACAUACUGUAUAAUACCAAUAUUCUUAAGUUUGUUGCUGGUAUGAAUGUUAUUUUAUUUACCUAAUUUUGUCAUUUUACAUUGUUAUCACACGUUUUUAUAAGAUGGUUGCUAUCUUUAAUUCUUCGUCAGAAAUAAAUUUACCAUAAUGAUAAAAUUCUUGGAAUUUGCUGGCAAAUACAAAGAAUUCAUAUUGGAAUUAAAUUUAUUUUUGCUUAAUUCAGUUUUUAGUACAAUAAAUUAAUGUACGCGUGUCUUUUGAAAAUUUAAACUUCCUAUUUAAAUUAUAUCUCUUAUUUAGUACCAAAGUCGAAGGCAGCUUUUAUACCAGUCAUUUUUAAUUUUUGGACACAUUAUCUAGUGUUGCCAUUUCAUUA
Aricia agestis (brown argus) is the source of this 1752-nucleotide messenger RNA. Its product is annotated as MAPK regulated corepressor interacting protein 2. Bases 67 to 516 code for a protein of 149 amino acids. The record is from RefSeq and is a predicted model, not a curated record. Lineage: Eukaryota; Metazoa; Arthropoda; Insecta; Lepidoptera; Lycaenidae. The transcript is spliced from 5 exons.